Molecule: messenger RNA, 1523 nt
Organism: Volvox carteri f. nagariensis
Lineage: Eukaryota; Viridiplantae; Chlorophyta; Chlorophyceae; Chlamydomonadales; Volvocaceae
Exons: 4
Coding region: 1-588 (195 amino acids)
Source: RefSeq, a predicted model, not a curated record
AUGGAGCGUGUCAGCUUUGGCGACGUCUACCUGGCUAUGCAAGAGCGAGUGGCUACAAGAGGGACACUGCCAAAAGCGGACGGUCGCGUUAUGGUAGAGAGCAUCCGUUCCUUGGAGCAGGCCCAGCGCUCGCUUGCGCUGAUCGCCCGGCACGUCGCAACUAAGCGCGAAAUGGCAGGUGCUCUCGAGCUCGACUGGCCCGUACGCAAGAAGUGGCUGGCACGCAUUUGCGAGAUAGCGCUGCGGAUGCCCAACGGUAAGCCGCUCAUCCUGGAGAUGUUCGCCAACGCUGACACCUUCGCCCUGUCGACCUACUUCGCAGCGGAGACGGUAGAUCAGCUGGCCGCUGAGGGCGCCGAGGUGGCGCUCCUGACCCGGCUGGUGGAGCUCUUCCGAGCCAAGCGGCCGCCGGGUGACAAGGGCGUCGCAGCGGCCUACCACAGGUUGCUGCGAGUGGUCAAGGAGCGGAAGGACGAGGCGGCGACCAAGGCCGCAGCGGCGGCGCUCAAGGAAUACUUGGCACCAGCAGCGCCUUCUCCGGAAAUUGCUGAGGUGGUGGCGCCAGUGGCGGUGGUGGCUGCUGUCUGAGCUCCGUGUGGAUUGGGGGGGAUGGGGUUGGACCCCACCUAAGCCCACAGCUGAGAAGGGGAAUGUGAGGAUGGGGUGGGGUGAGAGACGAGGCGGCGGCGGAGGGAGACGAAGAGAUGAUUCUUUGGGCUCACGGGCUCGAAAGAGACGGUGCGGGAGCAGGCCUUGCUACGGUGUUACUCUCGCCGCGACGCUGUGAAGAGUGUCGGUAACUCGCGUGAAAAGUGCGAGGUGAAGAGGUGCAGCCGCCACAGCCGGAAGAGCUCAGACUGCCGUGCCUGUGGGGGCCGAGGCUGGUCGUCUCCAGAGCUGCGGGACUGCAGGGGCUGCCACUGCUGCAGCUGCUGCUUCUCGGCGUGCCGUAUGCGUGUCUAUGCGGUGUCUUGGUAGGUCUGGCGGAGUGUCGUAUACAUGAAGGGGUUAUUUGGCAUGUGGGGUGGUGAGCAUGCACGUAUGUAUGUGCGUCACAUUUUGAAUGGCGUCCUUUGCCACCCGGUUUCGCGCCGGAGAGCAGGUGCUGCAUGACCACCCGAGCGAGUUAUUAGGGCCUAUGCCUACAUAUGGCCUAACUUGGCCAUUUCUGGAAUUGUUGGGUUGUGUAGCCUUGCUCUAAACGAAUCCUCCAGGAGAUGUGACGUCUUUCCAAUUUUGCUGCAGAGGCGGCUGCGUUUUCCCUGCUGCAUCAUAUUUAGUUGCCGGCCGCUGCUGCGGCGUUGCAACUCGUUUUUGUUGAAGUUGCGAGGAUGAGGAACCUGUUUCUUAAAACCCAUAGGAGAUUAUGAACAUGUUGCAUUAUUGCUUCAAUUUAUCGCGAGAAGUUUCCCAAAGUGCGGUACGCCUAAGCGAGUGUGGCCGGUGGUCUCACUCUUCGGCCGAAAUUCCAAUCAUAUCGAGGUACAUUAUGCCGACCAUAUCAUGUAAACUUGGGGGUUGCC